Messenger RNA from Zingiber officinale, 916 nucleotides. Its product is annotated as casparian strip membrane protein 2-like. The transcript is spliced from 2 exons. The record is from RefSeq and is a predicted model, not a curated record. Bases 50 to 727 code for a protein of 225 amino acids. NCBI's taxonomy places the organism in Eukaryota, Viridiplantae, Streptophyta, Magnoliopsida, Zingiberales, Zingiberaceae.
CUGACCUCCCUCCUCUUCAUUAGCUACCUACUCCCACUUAGUUCCCAACAUGAGCACCAGCGCCGAUGCCGCCCCCGCCACCGUCAUCCCCGUCGACGAACACCCUGCCUCCGACACCAGGGGCAAAGCUCCCGUGGCUACUGCACCCCCGCCUCCGCCUCCGCCGCCUCGCACCUUCCCUUUCUUCCUGAGGAACACCGCCAAGGGCGCCGCCGGGGGAUGCCAGCGUGCCUUGGCGUUGCUCGACUUCGUGCUGCGGCUCUGCGGCAUCGCCGCCACCCUCGUGGCCGCCGUCACCAUGGGGACCACCAACGAGACGCUGCCCUUCGUCACCCAGCUUUUCCAAUUUCGCGCCAACUUCACCGACCUUCCCGCGCUGUUGUUCUUUGUGAUAGCGAACGGCAUCGCCGCUGGCUACCUCGUGCUCUCCCUCCCCUUCUCUAUCGCCGGCAUCGUCCGCCCGCAGGCGACGUGCCCAAGGUUCUUCCUCUUUUUCUUCGACUCGGUGAUGGUCGCCUUCACUUCCUCGGCGGCGUCGGCGGCGGCGGCGAUCGUGUACUUGGCUCACAACGGCAGCUCCAGGGCCAACUGGGUGGCCAUCUGCCUUCCUUUCGACGGCUUCUGCCAGCGCAUCAGCGGGGCCGUCGUCGCCGCAUUCAUCGCCGUCGUCUUUUUCAUGGUGUCGGUCCUCAUCUCCGGCCUGCUACUGCGAAAAGCACGAAUAUAAUUCGAUCACCUCCGGUCGAUCGGCUUAAUUCGUUCUAAAUUUCGUGCGUUUAAAAUUCGUCGUCGUGUCGCGUGUGAGCAGCCGUUAGCAAACUGUGCUUAAAUAUCAUCGUUCUAGCCGUUUAAUGCUCUUGUACUUUACCGUUUCUAUUUUCAUGUCUUUAUGAAUGCGAAAAAUUCGAUCCUGCAA